GCCACUGCCGCUGCUGCUGAGCGCGACAAUGUAUAUAGUAACAGUAUAUAUACAUGUAUAUAAUAUAUUAUAAACGAAAGGAGCCGUGGAAGACGCCCACUUGGCCCGAAGACGACGACGACGACGACGUCGACUUUGUUUCUCUCGAGUGCUUUGGCUUUUGAAGAAAGUGCCUUCUCGAGGAUACAGCACGUAUUUCAUACUAUAUAACUGCAUAAAGAUUCUUUGCACUCGCGAAAGCUCCGAAACAUGCUUAGCUCGUACACGGAGAACAGAUUUUUCGAUAUUAAGUGUUUUAUCGAGUUUAUGAUUUUUUUCUCGCACGCUCUCGAGUAACACACACACACACACGCGCGCGCCUUUGUUCUUUUUUAUUCUUCUUCAUCUUCUACUCCUUCUUCUUAGCGCUUUAUUAAUGUCGCUCGUCACGCGCGCCAAGAAGAAUUCAUUUAGGAAGUAAAAUUGAAGUUAACGAUCAGGCAAAAGGCGCUGUUAUAUAAAUGUGUGUUCCGUGAUUGUCUCCGUGUGUGUGUGCGCGUAUAAAGGUGUGCUCGACUUGGCCAAGUUCAAAUGGGUCAAUUAUCGUAAAUUACGCGUCGUUCCAGGCAGCAGCAGCUGCUGUGUGUUUUUUGACUUUCGGGUAAUACCUUCGAUUGCUGCAGGAGCUUGAAGAGCUUUAUAACUUCUCGUCGUCGUCGUAGUCGUCGUUGCAGCACGAAAAAUAAAACGAAGAAGAAAAGCGAGGGAGAGAAAAAAAAAUCAGCACACGGAAGGGAGAGAGAGAGAAGUUUAUCCAAUGUCCCGAGCGUAGCCGAGGAGAACGUAGCUGGAAAAUCAGGAGCGCAUCACCGCGAUCUCGGGCAAGACCGGCAAGAAAAAGGGCAAAAUGUCAAAAAGCGGCGGUGGCGACAAAGCCGGAGGCGGAGGCGGCGCCGCCGGCAGCGAGGAAGCGGAGGAACUGGAACACGAAAAGGCGAAGAUCGUGAAGCAGCUGCUGGACGAGAUCGAGGCCGAGGCGAGCAACACGGAGCGCAAGGAGCGCGUCGAGCACCAGCAGCACCAGCAGCGCCGCGUCCAGCUGUUCAAGACCCAGCACAGAAUCGAGCAGCGCGAGAAGGCCUACCAGGACUACGACAACUACUGCCAGGCGGAGGCCGAGUGGGCCGAGUACCUCGACUGCAACGGGCUGCCGGACGCGCGCGAUCAUCCCCAGCUCAACUCGUAUCUGCAUCUGUGGUCGCUCGAGGACGACCGUGCCAACAUGGACUCGCUGGCCAGGCAGUGCGAGAUCGCCUGCUACCUCAUCGACAAGCUCGACGAUGUGAUCGCGCGCUCGAGGCGCAGGCAGCGACGCAGCGAGCUUCAGCGAUUGUCGGCCGGGUCCGCCAAGUUUCGCGAGAAUUCCGAGCAAGUACGUUACGACGACGACGACGACGACGUAGAAACGCGUCGUGUCCGCUCAGCGGCUAACGAGGAGAAUGACGUGCAGGUGCGCCAGGCGUUUCGCGACAAGCUGCAGGCCUGGAUCGAUCGGGCGAGCUACGACCUGCUGAGCCAUCUCGACGCCAACACGGAGCGCGUCGAUCUCAAGAACGCCCGAUACCACAAGAGGCUGGCGGCCCUCGUGCUCUGCUUCUGGAUCUUCAUCAAGUUCCCCAUAAGCAUGAGAUACGACAAGGACAGAAAAGCCGCGGAAGUGGAUUUCGAGGAGGUCGGCCUGUCGAUCAAGAUGCCGCUCGACGUCGACUGCUACGGCUGCGCCGUGAGGGCCCUCUGCCUCGAUUACGAUCACCACUCGGAUAAGACGGCCUCCUACGAGAUGCCGAGCCUGCCGCCGCGAUGUCGCAUGGACAAAGACUUGUUGAAGUUCUGCGCCAACGAGUACUACCGGCUGACGGAGCUGCGCGACGAGCAGCGGGCGAGCCGCGAGGAGCGCCUCGAGGAGAAGCGCUCGCUGAUCCAGCGCAUGAUUAAUCCGCCCCAGGCCAGCCACGGCAAAGCCGAGCGCGGCAAGAAGAAGGGCAAGGGUGGACAGCAGCAGACCAACCCUCAGCCAACGGAAGCGCCGACGACGACUCAGAGCGCCGAGCCUCUGGUGCCGCAGCAACAGCAGCAGCAAGAGAAGAAGCCCCAACAGCAGCAGCAGCAGCAGCAGCAGCCACAGCAGAAACAAUUGGCCAGUCCCGAGGAGAUCGUCGCCCAGACGGAAGAGGAUAUAAGAAAGGAGACUCGUAGGCUGCUCUUUACGAGAUGCAAAAAGACGGAGAUAAACCUGCGCAAAUACGCGAUCCUCGGCGGAAUUUAUCGGAUCGAUUUGCUCAGGCAGCCGCCCCAGCCCAAGGACCUCGGCGACGGCUGCACUAUAACUACUCUGAAGGGCCCGAAGAAGCUCGAGUACGUGGAGUUCUGGAGGCCGUACAAAGCGCCACCCCCGGCGCCGGAUCACGAGCGCACGCCGGAAGUCAUCGAAGCCGAGAUUAAAGCCCUCGAGGCUGCCAUGGAGCUACUCGUGCUCGUCACUAUCAAACUACCCGACUCGGUGCUGUGGUUCGAGCCGCCGCUCGUUGCCCACUGGCUCGAGGACGAGCGAGUCUGGUCCACGGAGGACGUGCACGACAUCAAGUACAACGAGGAGAAGCAGCAGAUACAGUUUCGCACGGGUCGGCUGGGUCUGCACGGCCUGGCGGCCUGUCGCUACGUCAAUCUGCCCUUCCAGAGCUGGGAGCUGAAGCCCGCGUCGCACAGCGGCGCCGUGGCCCUCAACAUCACCGGCGCCAUAAUACAGCUCGAGCUGCUCGUCAAGGAGGACUUGGUGUGUUUGAACUCGAUUGUCGGAGGUGGAACGACCUUGAAAGACAUCACCGGCCAGUUCAUGAAGUUGCACGAACUCGUUAAAAAAAUGCGGGCGGCGGGCUGCGACGUGUUUCCCGAGCAGGACGCCUCGAGCUAUCUCAAGGGCAUGGUGGUGAAGCAUCCAGUCUCGAGUCGGCAUCUGCAGGCCUGCAUGGGCUUGCUGUCGACCGCCUACGUUUUCUCGUGGUCGAGGUGGAACGCGGGCCGCGGGCCCCGGGAAAUGGUCAUGCAGCUCAAAGAGGUUCACGGAAACGUCGCCAAAGAGAGAUCAAACGUAAUCGUGCUGGUCACGCCCUUCCGCACGUCCCUCGUCAAUUGCUCGGAAGUCAGUCCGGAAUUCAGCUCCGAGCCUUUUGACGAAAAUGACAGGUUCUACUGCGACAUAUACAAUUACGCGCUGCACAACGCCGGCAUCAAGACACGUCUGUGCAUGAAAAAUAUCUCCUUCAAAUUAUCGACGACCGUGACGAGGCUCUUGGCCACCACCAACGUCCUCAACAUGUCCGUUUGAAGAGUCCAAAGCUGUGAUCAAUGUUAAAAUGAAACAACAAAACAAAAAAAACGUUUAUAAAAAUAAUGAAUAACGUUAACUCUGGUCGGGUUGAUCAAUAAAUUUUCUAACGAUUUUGUUAUAACUAUUGUAAAUUUAUUAUAAUAUAUUAAUAUUAAUAUUUUACAAUGCAACUUCAUGGUCCUAACCAUAGUUUUUUAUUAAUAUUUUUUCUUCAUUUUUUUUUCUUAUUCAUCAUUUAUAAGAUUAACUGCAAAACUCGAGUUCCACAGACAAAAAUGCGCAAGAAAUCGAAACUAAGUUGUAUUUUCUCUUGGAUGCGUAAUAACAGUUGUUUAUAUUUUUCGAUUUCAUCUCGAAAAAUUGUACAAUCGUCUCGUGCAAUUACAUUAUUUUUAGUAUCAUC
Messenger RNA from Trichogramma pretiosum, 3770 nucleotides. Its product is annotated as protein CASC1-like. Gene Ontology annotation, cellular component: axoneme. Gene Ontology annotation, molecular function: microtubule binding; beta-tubulin binding. The transcript has 12 exons. The record is from RefSeq and is a predicted model, not a curated record. Bases 887 to 3364 code for a protein of 825 amino acids. NCBI's taxonomy places the organism in Eukaryota, Metazoa, Arthropoda, Insecta, Hymenoptera, Trichogrammatidae.